Molecule: messenger RNA, 2870 nt
Organism: Mobula hypostoma (lesser devil ray)
Lineage: Eukaryota; Metazoa; Chordata; Chondrichthyes; Myliobatiformes; Myliobatidae
Exons: 18
Coding region: 186-2870 (894 amino acids)
Biological process (GO): proteolysis
Cellular component (GO): extracellular region
Molecular function (GO): serine-type endopeptidase activity; calcium ion binding
Source: RefSeq, a predicted model, not a curated record
GAGGCUUUCUGGUGUUUGAUUGUGCUUGGUGUUUUAAGUGCAAGAAGCUACCUAAUGGCUGUGUGAUGAAAAGUAUUCCAUCUGGAUUUUUGUGGACAAAUUGUAUUUGAAGCAAGGUGAGGGCAAAACCCAGAAGUCUGAAGUGAAGAAUCCUCUGGUGGGAGCUUGAUUAACGUGACUGCACAAUGGUGAAGGCUUGCUGUUGCUUAAUAUUUCUUGCGGUUGCUCAUAUCGUGGUGCCCAGCUACUCAGUAUUUUUAUCAGAAAAAAAAGCCUCUGAAGUCUUGAGAAUUAGGAAACGGCACAAUUCUUUCUUUGAAGAAUUCAAGGCUGGAGAUUUAGAAAGAGAGUGUUCUGAAGAAGUUUGUGAUUUUGAAGAGGUAAAAGAGAUUUUCCCAACAACAGGUGAUGCUUUAUUAUUUUGGAACAAGUAUGUCGACGGUGAUCAGUGUGAAACUAGUCCAUGUACCAACAAUGGAACUUGCCAGGAUCUGAUUGGGGGCUACUAUUGCCACUGUCCUCAAGAUCGAGAUGGACCACAGUGUCAAUAUGUACUGAAGGCAACAAACUGCUCUGACAAUUAUGGUUAUUGUGCACAUAUCUGUAAAGAAAUUCCCUCGAAAAAUAGGCGGGAAUGUUCGUGCGUGAAUACCUACAAUCUAAGUGAUGAUGGCUUCUCCUGCAUUCCUAAAGAAUAUGGUUGCGGAUCCCUCAGAACAGUAAAUAAAAAAUCACGUUCUCAAGGCAUGGAAAAUUCAACACUAGACCCUCGAAUCACUGGGGGCAAGAGGAUGAAGAAAGGAAGCAGCCCCUGGCAGAUCCUACUUAUGGAUGCAGGUGGCCAUUUCAAGUGUGGAGGAGUUCUAAUUCAUCAGUUUUGGAUCUUGACUGCCGCUCAUUGCGUUGAUGAAGGAGGCCGAUUUAAAGUCAGACUUGGUGAGCAUAACCGGUCAGUUAAUGAGAGAACAGAGGAUACUAUCAUGAUAAGUGAAGUGAUCAUCCAUCCCAACUUCAGCCGCAGCAGGUUGGAUAAUGACAUCGCUCUCCUCCAUCUAUCUGUACCUGCUAUCUUCAGUGAUUACAUCCUCCCAGUAUGCCUGCCCAGCCAAAUGAUGGCAGAGGAAAGAUUACACAUUCCGGGAAACAAAGUAUUGGUCACAGGUUGGGGAGCAGUGGAUGAAAACGAUGACACAAUCCGCCCUACCACUCUGUUAUUCAUCGACAUUACAUUGGUUUCCCAUAAACGGUGCCAGAAUAUGCUAGGAAACAAAAUCACAUCGAACAUGAUCUGUGCAGGAGACCGAACUUACGGUAAAGAUGCCUGUAAAGGUGACAGUGGUGGGCCAAUGGUUAUUGUAAAGAAUAGCACAUGGUUUCUGAUAGGACUGGUCAGCUGGGGAGAAGGAUGUGGCCGGUUCCAUAAGUUUGGUGUUUACACAAAAGUGUCUAAUUACCUAGACUGGAUAUAUUCAGUAACUAAUGUUUGCAUUCGGACCCUGAAAAUGUUGGGAUGUUACUGGUGUUUAGCAUCACUGAUGUUGGUCAGCUGGGCUGUGAGUGUUGAGAGCUCAGUGUUUUUCCAGAAGAAUAAAGCAGCAAGGGUGCUGAAAAUUCGGAAACGAGCAAACUGGUUCUGGGAAGAGGUUAAACCAGGGUCUCUAGAGCGAGAAUGCUAUGAGGAAACCUGUUCAUUUGAGGAAGCACAAGAAAUUUAUAAAUCCAGAGAGAAUACAAUGGAGUUCUGGUUUUCCUACAAAAAUUUGGAUCCUUGUAGAUCCAAUCCAUGCUUGAAUGGUGGUUUAUGUAGAUUCGACAACCACAAGUAUAUCUAUAUCUGUCUCUGCCCUCCCCUGUGGAAAGGGAAAAAUUGUGAAUCAGAAAACCACGACUGUGAAUACAAGAAUGGCUUCUGUCAACAGUAUUGCAGCAUCAACACAACAACACAAAUGCCAAUGUGUUCCUGUGUGGAAGGUUAUCAACUAAAUCAAGAUCAACGGAAGUGUUCUGCAAGUGUGGAAUACCCAUGUGGGAGAAUACCUCUAUAUGGAUCACGAACUCGCACACACAUUGAGGAAGAAUAUUCCCUCAACGAUACAGAUACGGACUAUGAACACUUAAUGAAGUUAAAUUACUCUGAAUCAGACGCUCGGGUACGAAUCAUUGGUGGAUACCUUUGCAGACAGGGACAUUGUCCUUGGCAGGUAUUGAUUCAUGCCAAUAAUGGUUACGGAUUCUGUGGCGGAACAUUGAUUAACAAUCGUUGGGUUGUGACAGCUGCUCAUUGCUUUGAUUCAGUACAUCCACACUCAGUUACAGUAGGUGAAUUUGAUAAGCUCCAAACAGGGAUCUGGGAACAGAAUGUUUUGGUGAAGAAGAGUCUGAUACACCCUCAGUAUGAUCCAGUAAUAUAUGACAAUGAUAUUGCCCUGUUGUAUUUGAAUCAGUCUGUGAAUUUUACUUUCACUGUUGCUCCAAUUUGUCUGCCCAAUUACAACCUGGGCAAGCUGCUACUGCUAACUGGGAAAGCGGGAAUGGUAAGUGGUUGGGGCGUAACCAAAGAAAGAGGAAGACUAUCCCGAUUCUUGCUCAGAGUGCAGCUUCCUUACGUUGAACAGGCCACUUGCAUAAAAUCAACAAACUUGGAAGUUACAGAUAAUAUGUUCUGUGCUGGAUACAGAGAUGAGAACAUGGAUUCCUGCAGAGGGGAUAGUGGGGGACCGUAUGCAGUUUUGUAUCAAAACACCUGGUAUCUGACUGGUGUGGUUAGUUGGGGUGAAGGUUGUGCCAGAGAAGGCAAGUAUGGAUUAUAUACUAGGGUGCCAGGUUACUUAUCAUGGAUACAUGAUAAUUUAUUACAACACAGCUACUGA